This is a messenger RNA of Mastomys coucha (southern multimammate mouse), 877 nucleotides long. RefSeq names its product mesencephalic astrocyte derived neurotrophic factor (gene Manf). Gene Ontology annotation, cellular component: endoplasmic reticulum. The record is from RefSeq and is a predicted model, not a curated record. Gene Ontology annotation, biological process: neuron projection development; dopaminergic neuron differentiation. Bases 86 to 625 code for a protein of 179 amino acids. The transcript has 4 exons. NCBI's taxonomy places the organism in Eukaryota, Metazoa, Chordata, Mammalia, Rodentia, Muridae.
GUGUGUCCCGGCCCACUAGGCGGAGCACCGCGCCGGGUGCGGUUCAUUCGCGCGGCGGCGGCGGCGACGGCGGCGGCCGAGGAGGAUGUGGGCUACGCGCGGGCUGGCGGUAGCGCUGGCCCUGAGCGUGCUGCCUGACAGCCGGGCGCUGCGGCCAGGCGACUGUGAAGUUUGUAUUUCUUAUCUGGGAAGAUUUUACCAGGACCUCAAAGACAGAGAUGUCACAUUUUCACCAGCUACUAUUGAAGAAGAACUUAUAAAGUUUUGCCGUGAAGCAAGAGGCAAAGAGAAUCGGUUGUGCUACUACAUUGGGGCCACAGAUGAUGCCGCCACCAAGAUCAUCAAUGAGGUAUCGAAGCCCCUGGCCCACCAUAUCCCUGUGGAAAAGAUCUGUGAGAAGCUGAAAAAGAAAGAUAGCCAGAUUUGCGAGCUAAAAUAUGACAAGCAGAUUGACCUGAGCACAGUGGACCUGAAGAAGCUCCGGGUGAAAGAGCUGAAGAAGAUCCUGGACGACUGGGGGGAGAUGUGCAAAGGCUGUGCCGAAAAGUCUGACUAUAUCCGCAAGAUAAAUGAACUGAUGCCUAAAUACGCCCCCAAGGCAGCCAGUGCAAGAACUGAUCUGUAGUUUGCCCGGUUCCUGCUGCACCUGAGGGAAAAGCAGUUCAUCUGUCUCCUUCCCAAACAACCACUUUGUAAUUUAUUUUUUAAGAGGGCUCCUAACAAUGAGCUGUGAAGCCUGGAGCUUUCCUAAUGAUGCUGGCUCUGCAGCCCUCCUCACCCCACCCCCAAGUGGGGAGGAAUUCACUUCUGCUGGUUUACUCUAGGACUUUCAAAGUUUGUCUGGGAUUUUUUUAUUAAAAAAAAUUGUCUUUGGAGA